Molecule: messenger RNA, 441 nt
Organism: Oreochromis aureus
Lineage: Eukaryota; Metazoa; Chordata; Actinopteri; Cichliformes; Cichlidae
Product: DNA polymerase zeta catalytic subunit-like
Exons: 4
Coding region: 1-441 (146 amino acids)
Source: RefSeq, a predicted model, not a curated record
AUGCUGAUUCAGUGGUCGGACAGCAGCCGGGACCAAGCCAUCAUUGACUUGCUGGCAGGCCUGGAGGACGAUGGUUUCUGCAGGACACCCGCUAGGCAGAAUUCCCAGUCCCGCUCACUCCCUGGUGUCACAAACUACAACUGCAACAGUGAUGAAGAGGAAGCAGGCCCAGAACUGGACAAGGAAGAGGCAGAACUCAGUGUUAUAAUGUCACAGCGUUGGGACAGCGACCCUCCUGAGAGUGCUUCCUCUCAGAGACCCUGCAUGAAGGAGACAGAAAACUGCUUCAGUGAUGGCCAGCAGGAGUCCUCUGACGAAGACAUGGAGUGGAGUGGAAACAACUCUAUGUUCGCUAACCUGUCCAUCCCGCAGCUCGAUGGCGCCGCAGACGAGAGUAGCGAUUCCUCCUUAACAGAUAGUGGCUCAAUGGCGCAGUCUUAA